AUGCCUCGAGUCCACGCCGCUUCCACCUCCAUAUCGAGCUCCAGCCCCACCUUAAAUGUAUCCGUGAUACACUUAAGUGUUGCUAAAAAGUUAGCAGCCGGCCGAUCGUAUACGGGGGUCCCACCAUUGGGUCCGUUGGUAUUACCACCAUAUAUAUCUUAUGACAUAGUGGACGACUCACCAGGGCUACCCCUUGAGAUCAAGCCUGACGAGCUAUACGCGACAGUUGGGGGCCCGGGGGAGCCCAGACUGAAGAAGAUCAGGCUGAUUGCAGACUGCGAGGAGGGAGAGAAAUGGAAGGAGGCCGCAGAGAGAUUUCAAGGUGGAAAUAAGCAGGGCACUAUGCCUGCCGCCUACAUCAAGAUAGAGGAGGAGGGGGAGGAGGAGGAUCAAGAUAUUAAAAAGCUGAAAAGGUAUGGCAGCUUGAGGGGCGCUGUUACGGGUUCGAACGAAACCAAGAAGAGGAAGACGACCAAGAAUGAUUCGAAUGAAACUAAGAGGAGGAUCAAGAAGAGCCCGCCGGCGGUUUCCAACCUUCCCUCGGAUUUCGUGCUUCCCGAUUUAACCCCCGAAGAGGUCCAGCCAAGAAGGAUGGAAGCUGCACUGAAAAACGAGGCUCUAAAGCGUGGUCUGGGCCUCAAGAGCUUGUCAUUUCAUCAUUCUGAAACGGUAUACAAGCGUGUUGAGAUGGUAGACAAGGGGACGCAAACACAUACACAAGCACUGGCAGUACUCACGGUCCCGAGAAAGAUUGUCCAAUUCACAGAGCGAUUGGUGAGGUUUUUAAGAAUACUUCGUAAGGCUAUCGAAGUACUCCCCGAGUCGCACCUUGUACAAAUUGAGGCGUACUUUGAGGUGGAUUGGAUGGUGGAGGACAUUGAGAUUGCAAUUAGGGGCGUGAUUAGCCGCAAAAACCUUGCCGAUGGUGCGAAGAAGGGCUACAAGGGCUACAAGGGCUUGACUACAAUUGCCGAUAGAUUGCCAUUCUCGAAAAACAAAACAAUUAUCGAAUUUGCGGAGAGGCUGAUGUCACUGGUGAAGACACUCUAUCAGGCGAUUGAGAUGCUCAGUGAGCCCUACCUCAUAGAAAUCGAGACACUGUUUGAUGUUGAUUGGAUGAUAGAGGAUAUUAAAAGGAUAGUCAAAGGUGUAAUUAGCUGCAAGGCCGUUCAUGAUGCGCAGUUGGAGAGCUGUUGA
Messenger RNA from Morchella importuna, 1197 nucleotides. RefSeq lists its product as uncharacterized. The transcript has a single exon. The coding region runs from base 1 to 1197 and encodes 398 amino acids. Lineage: Eukaryota; Fungi; Ascomycota; Pezizomycetes; Pezizales; Morchellaceae. The record is from RefSeq and is a predicted model, not a curated record.